This is a messenger RNA of Tuber melanosporum (Perigord truffle), 3055 nucleotides long. RefSeq lists its product as uncharacterized. The record is from RefSeq and is a predicted model, not a curated record. The coding region runs from base 444 to 2681 and encodes 745 amino acids. Gene Ontology annotation, biological process: L-tryptophan biosynthetic process. The transcript has 2 exons. NCBI's taxonomy places the organism in Eukaryota, Fungi, Ascomycota, Pezizomycetes, Pezizales, Tuberaceae.
ACAGUUUUACACAUGAUAUUGGUAGUCCGUCGUCCUGUUUUCGGGUUCAAACAACUUUACACUUAUUUCUUUACUAUGUUUCCUUUAUUAUUUUUUCUCUAUGGCAUGAAGGAAACAGACCUGCUUAUAAGGGGGCCCCCAUCCCCAUCGCUAAGGAGAAUCAGGGACAAGAAUAGUUAUUAGGAUCGCACAGUACCUACCCUUCCACAAUUUCGGAACCACUCGUUUUUUUCAACCAAGAGAAGAAGAAAACCCUUACCGACGUCAACCGUUGAACACCUGGACCCGACCCUAAAUCAUACCUGAUCAGCAGAUCACCAACGAAAUCCUUACUCGGCCUCCCCUUUGCCUCUCUCACUUCGCUUCAGCCAUAAGACCCCACCCCAUGACGCAAGAUUGAAUCCUCCGGACAAACAAACUCACACAGGGACAUAAUCGCAAUCAUGAGAAUCCUCUUGAUAGACGCCUACGACUCAUUUGCCCAGAACCUCGCCCAAUUGCUAACUUCUGCUACCGGAGCUACGGUUUACACUAUCCGCAUCGACGAUUUCGCCGACAUCUCGUUUCUAAAGCCGCACCUACCCUCCUUCCAUGCGGUGGUUAUAGGGCCCGGUCCAGGCUCGCCGGAGGUUGAGGCGGACAUUGGUGUCGUGAAUGAUGUUUGGAAGCUAUCUGGCGGGGAUGUUCUCCCCGUAUUUGGCGUUUGUCUGGGGUUACAGAGUCUUGUAUUCUCACACGGAGGGCGGGUGAACAGAUUGGGUACCGUGAAGCACGGCUUACUCAGCGAGAUCGUGCACACUGGGGAAGGGCUUUUCGAGGGAGUUGGCAAAGUCAAUGUUGUGAGGUACCAUUCUUUGCAUGGAAUCACUAAGAUUGGCGGGGAUGUGGAGGAGAUUGCUUGGGCAUAUGAUGAGAAUGGCAGAGUCGUUAUGGGUGUCAAACAUAUUUCUAAGCCUUUCUGGGGUGUGCAGUAUCAUCCUGAGUCGGUUUGUUCUGAGGAUGGAAGGGAUGUUGUCGGGAACUUUUGGAAAAUGGCGAUGGAUUGGAAUACCGGUCAGGGCAGGGUUGUGAAGGAAUUGAGAACGGAUUGGAGGGGGCAAUCAAGAGAGAAGGGUCUGUUGGAAUUGCAAACAACCUUGGAGGGCAGAAGGUUGGACGAUUGCCAGAAGGUGGAGGUUAGGACCGAGGAUAUUUUUGGGAAGGGGAUUUCCGCUGGCAGGAUUUGUGAGAUAUUGGGGGUUGAGGCAGCUAACGAGUUUAUCCUCUUGGAAUCUGCAGCUGCUCCGGGGAGGUUCAGCAUCAUUGGGGUAUUGACACCCGGUUUAACACAACGGAUUAAUUACACUUGUGGCGAUACCUUUCUGAAGUUAUCCUAUACCGGGCGUGACUCCUCGGAGACCAGGAUUGAUCUACGGACUUAUGGGGGGAGCAUAUGGAGAUUCCUGGCAAAGUACAUGGACCAGCGCAAGGCUGUUGGAGGCAAGGACCAUUCGCCCUUUUGGGGUGGGUUGGUUGGAUAUUUCAACUACGAGACUGGUGUCAACAGUCUUAAUAUUCCCAUCAAGCCGCGCAAAGAGGCCGAAGGAAUGAAGAGGAGACCUGACGUCAACUUGGCCUUUGUGGAGAGGAGUAUAGUCCUAGACGGACACACUGGAAGGGUUUAUAUACAAACUCUCCUCCCGCCCGCUGCGGAUGGGAAUUGGUUAGAGUCUACAAAGAGACAGCUUCAACCGGAAGCCGACAUGGCAAUCACACCUUCUGCUACUCCUCCACCAGAGCCCUCCCCGGAAUGUCAUCGCUCAUUUCUUGAGACGUCUCACCCGAAACCAUCGCCAGUCAUAUACAAACCGGACGCUGAGAGAUACAUGCAGAAAGUCAGGACUUGUCAAUCUUAUCUUUCGGCCGGUGACUCCUACGAGCUCUGCUUAACUGCCACUACUAAAAUUCAUCUCGAGCCCACAAGCCCUUGGGCGCUCUACCGACACCUAUGCGCUCGCAACCCCGCUCCUUACGCGUCGUACUUCCGCCUCUCAAACGUUACUCUCCUCUCCUCGUCCCCCGAGCGUUUCCUCUCUUGGUCCCGCACCGGGGCUUGCCGACUUUGUCCCAUUAAAGGCACUGUGAGGAAGACCCCCACAACAACCUACAGCUCGGCCAGCCUUCAACUGAACACACCCAAGGAGCGUGCAGAGAAUCUGAUGAUCGUGGACCUCAUUCGUCACGACCUUCACCGCCUUGCAACAAACGUCUCUGUGGAGAAACUAAUGGUCGUAGAAGAAUACGCUUCUGUUUACCAACUCGUCUCCGUUAUCACCGGAUCUGUGGAGCCCCAAGACAACAUGACAGGAUUCGACGUGCUUGCCCGUAGCCUGCCGCCAGGAAGCAUGACCGGCGCGCCGAAGAAACGUAGCGUGGAAAUCUUGCAGGAGAUUGAGGAGACGGAGAGAGGGGUUUACAGUGGCGUCUUGGGCUACUGGAGUGUUUGUGGUGCUGGCGACUGGAACGUGAUUAUUCGUUCCGCGUUUAGGUACGACGAUGAAGUUGUCACCAUGGAGGAUGGGGGUGAGAAGGAAGUUUGGAGGAUUGGAGCUGGUGGCGCAGUUACGGCUUUGAGUGGACCUAGGGAGGAGUGGGAGGAGAUGGAGGUUAAGCUUGGUGAGCCCUGCUCUCUCUUUUGUUGAAAAGUUGGAGUGAGGCUAAUUGUUGCAGAUUCGACUUUGAGAGCUUUCGUGGAUGACUUGCGAAGUGAGGCUUGACGGCUAGCGCUAUGUAUAUUCGGAGCCGGGCAGGGUGCAAACCGUGAGGUUUCUUGAUCUUUUUCACAGAUUUUUCUGCCUUUCCCAUCUGAAUUUCAUUUCUGCUACAUAUACUUUUGGAUUCCUAAUUUUCGCUUUCUUCCCCUAUUUUGUUUAUACUCGUCGGCGUGCUGUUUGACUGGCCGAUCGUUCGUGGUAGGGCGGGUUGGUUUCUCUUUUUUUUGUCUUUUUGCGUCACUGUUGGAUUAAGGAUUCUAGGCAUGGUGGUUAUAGUAUAAUAGAAAGUUUGCGCAGACAGA